UACACUCUUGGUAUGGACCUCGCCGGUAUUGUUGAAGACGUGGGCAGUGGAGUGAAGGACUUUAAGAUUGGUGACCGCGUUUACUCAACUCUAUCUGAAUGUGGUGCAUAUGCAGAUUACCAAGUGAGCGAGGAUCGCAACGUGUUCCACCUCCCAUCACAGCUGACUUUCCAAGAAGGUGCCGGUAUUGGUUGUGUAUAUUUCACUGCCAUUAGAUCUUUGUUCCACAUCGCCAACUGCAAAGCUGGGGAAACCGUUUUCGUUCAUGGAGCAAGUGGUGGUAGGAUAGCGUUCGUGCAGAUUGCACGUGCCCAUGGUAUGCAAGUAAUUGGUACAGCGGGAACAGCAGAGGGCAUGGAAAUUGUGAAGAAACAAGGAGCUCACUAUGUUUUCAAUCAUCGUGAGGAUGGAUACAUGGGAAAGAUAAAGGAAUUGACCGAUGGCAAAGGCGUUGAUGCAAUAAUGGAAAUGAACGCCCAUUUACAUCUCGUAACAGAUUUAGAUAUAUUGUCUAAUGGUGGCAGACUAGUGGUGGUUGGUAGAUACGGUAACAUAGCUAUCAAUCCCAGAGACAUUAUGCUGAAAGAAGCUAAAAUACUCGGAGUAAUGCUGCCGAAUUCUACUACAGCGGAACGGAGAGAUAUAGGUGCAGCCAUCAAUGACGGAAUUCAGAAAGGUUGGUUAAGACCAUUGAUAUGGAAAGAGUUUCCACUGAAAGAGGCCAGUGAGGCUCAUCGGUUAAUGGCAAACGGGCAUGGUGCUAAAGGUCGCAUCGUUUUGAAUAUGAUAUAAGAGGUUUUUGUAUUCGUACUCUAUAUUAUUACACCUCGUACUCGUAUGUUCCUGUUUGAAAAAGUGAUAUUAGUGAAAUAAAUAUGAGUAAUGUA
This is a messenger RNA of Saccoglossus kowalevskii, 887 nucleotides long. RefSeq names its product zeta-crystallin-like. Lineage: Eukaryota; Metazoa; Hemichordata; Enteropneusta; Harrimaniidae. The record is from RefSeq and is a predicted model, not a curated record. Gene Ontology annotation, molecular function: mRNA 3'-UTR binding; quinone reductase (NADPH) activity; NADPH binding. Gene Ontology annotation, cellular component: cytosol.